Molecule: messenger RNA, 901 nt
Organism: Papilio polytes (common Mormon)
Lineage: Eukaryota; Metazoa; Arthropoda; Insecta; Lepidoptera; Papilionidae
Product: collagenase-like
Exons: 5
Coding region: 1-864 (287 amino acids)
Biological process (GO): proteolysis
Molecular function (GO): serine-type endopeptidase activity
Source: RefSeq, a predicted model, not a curated record
AUGAAGCUGUGUCUUGUCGCCCUGUCCUGUCUGCUGUUGGCCGCCAACGCUCGCGUCCUCGACCAGUACGAGGAAAUCGAGCUCGACUACCACGAGAAUGUCGGCAUCCCUAAAGCGGAAGCCAUCCGCCAAGCGGAGCUCGCCGCGGACUUCGAUGGCAGCAGGAUCGUAGGCGGCUCCACCGUCAACGGCCUCGGAGAGUGGCCCUUCAUGGGUGGUCUUAUCAUCGCGUUGACUGACGGACGCACAUCAGCCUGUGGUUCUUCCCUCCUGUCUGCGACCAAGCUGGUGACCGCCGCCCACUGCUGGCGUACGCGCAACACACAGGCUCGUCAGUUCACCGUCGUACUCGGAUCACUGCGUCUCUUCUCCGGCGGCACCCGCGUCAACACCAACAGCGUAGAGAUGCACGGCAGCUAUAAUAUGAACAACUUGGCUAACGACAUCGCUAUCAUUACCAUCAACAGAGUCAAUCUCAACAACAACAUCAACACGGUAACUCCUGCUUCCGGCAAUAACAACUACGCCGGUGCUUGGGCGCGCGCCGCCGGCUUCGGACUCACCAGUGACGGUGGCAACAUCGGCAACAACCAGGCGCUGUCGCAUGCUAGAGUGCAGGUCAUCACCAACGACGUGUGCCGCCGCACCUUCGGCAACACCGUCCGAUCCUCCACACUCUGCAUCAGCGGCGCCAACCGCGUCAGCACCUGCAACGGAGACUCCGGCGGCCCUCUCACCACCGACGACAGGAGAACACUGAUCGGCGUGACGUCAUUCGGCUCGAUCCGCGGCUGCCAACACAACCUACCCGCCGGCUUCGCUCGCGUCACCUCCUUCCACUCCUGGAUCCGCGCCCGCAUUUGAAUUGUUACUCUUUACAUCUGAUUAAUCAAAAUUUAAA